Molecule: messenger RNA, 866 nt
Organism: Lasiosphaeria miniovina
Lineage: Eukaryota; Fungi; Ascomycota; Sordariomycetes; Sordariales; Lasiosphaeriaceae
Exons: 1
Source: RefSeq, a predicted model, not a curated record
UCGGUGUCGACUCGCCGCCCAACGACGCUGUUGUCCAGCUGCUCAGGAACAAGGGAACUCUGAAGAAGCUACAUCUCGAUACCCGACCAGGGCGGCCGACGCCAACCAUUAGUGAUGGCGAGUUUCUUGCCCGGCUGAUACCCAAGUUGCGGGAGUUUCUUGUUCUCGAGGACUUGUUCCUGGACGCAAAAUUGAUAUUUUGCGAUACUGGCCAAUCGUCAGGCCGCAACAGUCUCCUCACAAGCCUCCUUCCUUCGUCCAUCGUUUCACUGAAGCUAGCGGCAAAUACCGAUCCCCAAAUGACCAUAAAUGUGUCAAGGUGUCUCCUCGAUCUCGGAAGGGCGGUUUUGCAAGGGCGAUUUCCCAAACUUAAAAGAGUCAGAUGGGACACGAAACACCAGGUCGAUGACUGUAGCAUGAGAGUUGCAUUCCGCAAGGCCUGUGUAGACUUUGCAUAUGAUUCCUGGCCGUUCAGCGGCGGGGCAAACAGGCACAAGGACGAGAGCUUGAGUUCGUCGGCAAUCUCGACGACACCGGAGACAACAGACGGCGAGACUGAUUGACAUGGCAUGUGUCGGAUUCUGCUAGCACGACCGAACGUAGUUUAGGAUAUUAUAUAUAUGCCACCACGGUGCUCCUGGAGUUUAUGGCCGCGGGAUUGGGGUUGUCUAGACUUGGUGCUAGAUUUGAUGGACCCGGGUUCUGGUUUGUAUUGGUACAUUUGAAGGAUUGGCUUUGAUUGAAUUCGUAGCCCAUCGCAUUCCUUUUUAUCCAAGUCUACUGCGUCUAUGUCCCCUUUCAUCCUGAAGAAGUCCCUAGUCUAAAGCGCCGUGUUUGUUCCAGUUGACGUUCAUUAAUUCAUUAAC